Saimiri boliviensis boliviensis (Bolivian squirrel monkey) is the source of this 2187-nucleotide messenger RNA. It is a transcript of the gene NAGS, whose product is annotated as N-acetylglutamate synthase. Gene Ontology annotation, molecular function: L-glutamate N-acetyltransferase activity, acting on acetyl-CoA as donor. Gene Ontology annotation, biological process: L-arginine biosynthetic process; glutamate metabolic process. Gene Ontology annotation, cellular component: mitochondrial matrix. NCBI's taxonomy places the organism in Eukaryota, Metazoa, Chordata, Mammalia, Primates, Cebidae. The record is from RefSeq and is a predicted model, not a curated record.
GACCCCGCCCCGGCCGGGUCCAGCCCCGCCCAACGGUAAGUUAAGAGCCCCCCCAGUGCCAGACGCUCCAGACAGACUGCCACUCUUGGGGGUCAAGAAGUGGUUGUCGUCAUGGCUACGGCGCUGACGACCGCGGUUCUGCGGGCAGCUGCUGUGGCCCCGAGGCUGCGCAGCCCAGGAGGCACUGGGGGCGCCCGGAGGCUGAGCUGCGGCGCGCGGCGGCGGGCAUCGAGGGGCACCAGCCCGGAGCGCCGGCUCAGCACCGCCUGGGCGCAGGCCCAGCCCCCGCCAGAGGAGUCCGCGGGCGCGGAAGACGUCUCCCAGACGCCGGCCGCCGAGGAGCCGUCGUGGGUGCCGACUCCCACGGCCCUGGUGCCCCACGAGCCCCCUGAAGCUCCCCGGGGCCGCUCGCUGGUGCAGCGAGACAUCCAGGCCUUCCUCAACCAGUGCGGGGCCAGCCCGGGGGAAGCGCGCCACUGGCUCACGCAGUUCCAGACCUACCACCACUCCGCGGACAAGCCCUUCGCCGUCAUCGAGGUGGACGAGGAGGUGCUCAAGUGCCGGCGGGCCGUAUCCAGUCUGGCCUUCGCCCUGGCCUUCUUGCAGCGCAUGGACAUGAAGCCGCUGGUGGUCCUGGGGCUGCCCGCCCCCACAGCGCCCUCGGGCUGUCUUUCCUUCUGGGAAGCCAAGGCGCAGCUGGCCGAGAGCUGCAAGGUGCUGGUGGACGCGCUUCGGCACAACGCAGCCACUGCCGUGCCUUUUUUUGGCGGCGGGUCUGUGCUAGGCGCUGCGGAGCCGGCUCCCCAUGCCAGCUACGGCGGCAUCGUCUCGGUGGAGACGGACCUGCUGCAGUGGUGCCUGGAGUCGGGCAGCAUCCCCAUCCUGUGCCCCAUUGGGGAGACGGCCGCGCGCCGCUCCGUGCUUCUCGACUCCCUGGAGGUGACCGCGUCGCUGGCCAAGGCGCUGCGGCCCACCAAGAUCAUCUUCCUCAAUAACACAGGAGGCCUGCGCGACAGCAGUCACAAGGUCCUGAGUAACGUGAACCUGCCCACCGACCUGGACCUGGUGAGCAACGCCGAGUGGGUGAGCACAAAAGAGCGGCAGCAGAUGCGGCUCAUCGUGGACGUGCUCAGCCGCCUGCCCCACCACUCCUCGGCCGUCAUCACCGCCGCCAGCACGCUGCUCACCGAGCUCUUCAGCAACAAGGGGUCCGGGACCUUGUUCAAGAACGCCGAGCGGAUGCUACGGGUGCGCAGCCUGGACAACCUGGACCAGGGCCGUCUAGUGAACCUGGUCAACGCCAGCUUCGGCAAGAAGCUCAGGGACGACUACCUGGCCUCGCUGCGCCCGCGGCUGCACUCCAUCUACGUCUCCGAGGGGUACAACGCCGCCGCCAUUCUGACUAUGGAGCCCGUCCUCGGGGGCACCCCGUACCUGGACAAAUUUGUGGUGAGCUCCAGCCGCCAGGGCCAAGGCUCCGGUCAGAUGUUGUGGGAGUGCCUGCUGCGGGACCUGCAGACGCUUUUCUGGCGCUCCCGGGUCACCAAUCCCAUCAAUCCCUGGUACUUCAAACACAGUGAUGGCAGCUUCUCCAACAAGCAGUGGAUCUUCUUCUGGUUUGGCCUGGCUGAUAUCCGGGACUCCUAUGAGUUGGUCAACCACGCCAAGGGGCUGCCAGACUCCUUUUGCAAGCCAGCUUCUGACCCCGGCAGCUGACCCUCACCAUGAACUCUACAGGCCCUGGAACAGCCAGGGUGGACCAAAAGCCAUGCCUGCUGGGGAUGAGUGACCCCAGGCAGCCAGCCACAGGCUGGAUGGGGCUUGAUGGCUGAGUGAGCUACACAGGAGAAAGUAGCCCCAGCUCCUCUGCCCAGAGGAGGCGCUGAAGUGGGACAAGCACAGGAAAGAGAAGGGCCAGUCUAGGAUCCCAGCUCGACUCACUCCAAAGCCACAACCAAAUUGCCUUUGAUUUUCAACCUGGGGAUUAGAGGAGGGGAGGGUGCCUUCCAGGGAUCUACUCAGGACUAACCCUAAGGGUGAGCUAGUUUCUGUGCCUCUGUGCUGUUUUGAGGCGCCCUUACCCAAGAUAUUACCCCACCUGCCUGAUAUUCUACCAUUCAUUUAAAUUCCUUUGGGUUUUGCAGUUUUUCAGGAGAACUUCAUUAAAAUCCAAAUACUUCUCUGAGA